AUGCAGCACUGAUAGGCGGCACUGAUAGGUGACACUGAUGAUGGGUACUGAUAGACGGCACUGACUGGCAUCACUUCUGGGCACUGACUGGCACAACCCCUGGGCACUGACUGGUGGCACUGACUGGCAGCACUGGUGGGUGGCACUGGUGGACAGCACUGGUGGGUGGGCACAGGUGGGUGGGCACAUGUGGGUGGCACUGCUGGGCACAUGUAGGUGGCACUGCUGGGCACAGGUAGGUGGCACUGCAGAGUGGCACAGGUGGGGGCACUGCUGGGCACAGGUGGGGGCACUGCUGGGCACAGGUGGGGGCACUGCUGGGAAUGGGUGG
This is a messenger RNA of Staurois parvus, 331 nucleotides long. The record is from the annotation of a GenBank genome assembly. Lineage: Eukaryota; Metazoa; Chordata; Amphibia; Anura; Ranidae.